This is a messenger RNA of Drosophila guanche, 4014 nucleotides long. RefSeq lists its product as uncharacterized. Gene Ontology annotation, molecular function: protein serine/threonine kinase activity; ATP binding. Bases 312 to 3398 code for a protein of 1028 amino acids. Gene Ontology annotation, biological process: peptidyl-serine phosphorylation; signal transduction. The record is from RefSeq and is a predicted model, not a curated record. NCBI's taxonomy places the organism in Eukaryota, Metazoa, Arthropoda, Insecta, Diptera, Drosophilidae. The transcript is spliced from 5 exons. Gene Ontology annotation, cellular component: nucleus; cytoplasm.
CUUUCACACUGCUUGUAACUUGUUACGAAAAUAAGUAAAAAAUAAAGUGAAUAAAAGCGAUUUACUCUAUGUGAAAAGUAAACGUGAUGUGUAGAACGCUGUGUAACGUGUAAAAGAGCUGAAAAAGAAUAGGUAACAACACUCAAAACGAAGUUGGAUAAAAACAAUAACAUUUGUGCACGGCACUACCAAUCAUCUCGACGUUCCUUAAUACGCCUUGCUUAAAUCUGAGGCGAGACUGAAAUAUUUCCUAAUCCGCUUGAAGCCACGUCCAAAGGGGGGGGGAAUCUGCAACACUGACAAACAUCGAGAUGGGAAAACGGCUCCCAUUGGAACGCCCACCGACAGAUCGCAACAUACGCAAACGAAAGCGGGCGGUGGCCAAAGAAGCCAGCGAUAGUGUGACGGAGAAAUGCCAGCGCCUCAGCGCGACGACACAAGGGAAUGGACAUGCAUUCCACGAGAACGACGACGAGGACUCAUCAUCGUCGGGCUCCGCUUUCGGUGUUGAAGUAUCGGAAGAUGCAUUAGUGUUGAGGACCCCUCAAGCUCAAAACCUCCUGUUGGCUGGGGCAAGUUUUGCCAGUGACCACAACCACUCAAACUCAACCGAGUCACCGCGUCCGGUAUACACGUUGCGCCCAUCUGUCGUCAAUGGAACCAUACUGAGAGACGUGCUCUCAAAGGCUUGGCGUUUGGGGCGACCCAUAGGCAAGGGCAACUUUGGCGAGAUAUUCCUAGCAUCAGACGACACUGUCUGCCCCGUUAGCUCAGAGAGAGCCAAAUAUGUCGUCAAAAUUGAACCGCACUCAAAUGGACCACUGUUCGUCGAGAUUCACUGCUUGAUCAACACAUCUGACAGUCUGACUAAGAAAAUAACCGAUGACCACGAGGAUGCUUCCAGCAUGUCUGCUCGCAGGCAAAAUAUUAGCAAUGGGCCUCCGUCCGGAAUACCACGCUACAUUGCCUCAGGCACACACUACUUCGGAGAUGCACGCUAUCGGUUCUUGGUCCUGCCCCGCUUCGAUCGCGACCUGCACUCACUUAUAAAGAACUCACGGGUGGAACAAAAAUGCCUGCUGGUCAUCGCUAUCCACAUAAUUAAUGUGUUGGAGCAUCUGCAUGACAAGGGUUAUUGUCACAACGAUAUUAAGGCACAGAACCUAAUGAUAUCCAAGUGUAAAUACCUCAAGCAGCAGACAGUUCCUACGGGCAAGGGCAAGGGGGCAAAGAACGAGGGCUACGAUGAGCAUUACGAUGAGAAACAGCAGACGACAGACAGUGGGAAUAGCUCGGAGCAGGACACAACGGAUGAUGUAGUCAAGUUCAGUGAUGGCGACGAUGACUACUUCAUGAAGAACAAAAAGUUUUCUUUUAAGCACAUCGUGGAUGUCGCCGAGGAAUACGAAGAAGAUGAGGACUUUGAUGAUGGCGCCACUUCGAACAGUAAUAAUAGCAACAGCCAGGACACGUAUCACACGCCACUUAACAAGAAUAACGGAAGCAUGCGAAAGACAAAUAUUCAGUUCAGCGGUUCCAAUCCGGUGCGGUCGUGCCGACGAGAAAAGCGCAACUCCAUGUACGAAGAAAUGGUUAAGUCGCACUAUCUGCGACCCACCAAACGUGUUAGCUACCGAGAAGACUUCAACGAGGAAAAAGACGAUCAGUCACCAGUUACUUCCGAUAACGAUUCAGAGGAGUUUUUUCCACCAUCGGCCAGACGAUCGACAACAGCCGUCGGUAAACGGGGUAGACCCGCACAAGCAACUCCAUGUACGCCCUCGAAGUGCUCUAUAACUACGCGAGCAACGCGCCACCAAUCAAAACUUAAAAGGGAAAUGAACGAAGGUAGCAAACGAAGUGGGAGGUGCCAGCAGGACGACAACCAGUAUCAUGCAGAGUAUCAGCUCCUUCCCGCUGAGGAAGAGCACGUGUUCCUUAUCGACUUUGGUUUAGCCUCAAAGUAUCAGGACCGCGGUGUGCAUCGUCCGUUUAUUAUGGACCAACGACGUGCGCACGACGGCACUCUCGAGUUCACAUCGCGGGAUGCCCAUCUGGGGGCGCAUUCGCGGCGUAGCGAUCUGGAGUGCCUGGGCUAUAAUUUGGUGUAUUGGUCGGAGGGGUAUCUGCCCUGGAAGGAUGUGGCCCAGCAGCAACAGCAGGAGAAAGUGCACCGCGCCAAGGAGCUCUUUAUGACAGACGUCUCUGAAAUGUUGCGACAAUUCUACGGCAAGCAAGUUCCUAAGUAUUUGGGCGAGUUUCUUAAACAGAUUGGCCAGUUGGCAUACCAGGAGCGUCCCAAUUAUGAACGUUACCGCAACAUUUUUAAACGGGAGUUUCAGCUUCUGGGCUACGACCCUAGCCAGAUGCGGUUAAACAGCGAAGAGAUUUUGCGGACCCGCUUUCUUGUUAAGGAAGAGAUUGGUGGCAACAAGUGCGAUAUAUUUGAACUGAACAACAAGAUUUCGACUAACGUGAUGCGUAACUCAACGCUCAGUACUCCGUUCCAGGAGCACUCGAAUCGUGUAUCGCCCAAGAACCUAAGAUCCAAGUCGAGUAAGAGAAAUGUGAAAAAGAAGUUCUCAUGGGCGGAAGUUAUCUCGCAGGAUCCCGAUCAAAUAGCCCGCGAACGGGCUACCAAAGAGUUUGAAAGGGAGGAGACGAUUUGCCCAUUGCAAAUGCGGCUUCCCAAGCGAUAUGAGGGCAGGCCAACCUAUGCGAUACUGGCGGUUGAGCAGAGUCGGCGCGAUAAAGGACUGGUCGUGCAGGAACAUAACGAAGGCGAAUGCAAUGAUGGAGUCGAUGCAGUGACUAACGAGCAGGAGGAGGAGGAUAAUGAUGCAGCAGAAAGCACUGAUGGAGAGCAGUAUGCAGAGCAAGUUACGUCCGAUGAGAGCGAUUACUCAGACCAUUCCAAUGAAGCAGUGCGUCGAAAUGUCAGGGGAAGAGCCCAUAGUAAAAGAAGCACCACCAAGAAAUCCCAAACACAUGAGCUGAAAUCCAACCGAGGUGCCGCACGUAGUGUGAAAAAUGUAGCCGCGGCUAAAUUUGCCACCGGUGCUGUUAGCAAAUCUCGCUCCACUCCGUUGUCAUCAGUGGCCAGUAACAAACGUGGCUGCGCCACACGCAAAGAAAAUUCCACUGUGGCCUCCGCCACGACUGAAGUGGAGCGCAAACUGAAAUCAAUGCGGUCACCAGUGGAUCGUCCCAAGCAGCGGGGGACGCGACGUCGCCUAUAUAAGACUGAGUCAAAAAUUGGCCCGCACAAUGUAGAGAACAACUCGAGCUUGUUGGAAGUGGAGAGUCUGUACAGCGAAUACGAUGAUGAGAAUAUUUACAUAAAGGGGCGUAGUGUCAACUCGUCCAGGCAUUCUCGCAAAUUAUUGAGAGGUAAAUAAGAACCGACCGACUAGGAGGCUCCAAACAAAACAGUAGCAAAGAGCCAGCAAAGCAACCUUAAUUCGUUUUGAAGUAUUUUAUUGGUAAACAAGGCAGAUGAGGUGUUCAAAGGAACAGAAUAUAACCUAAUCAUACUAAUACACGUGGACACCACUCGUAUUGAUUUGUAAUUUUGGUUUUUAAUAAUUUAAGUAGAUAACUGUUAGCAUUCAGAUUGGUACGCUCAGAUCAGUACGAUAUCAACGCAGUUCCACGCUCAAGACGUUGUUGAAUAUGUUGAAUACAUUUUCCGAUGUUGUAAGAUAUACAUAUACAAACGUAUGUACGGAACGGAACACACUGUGUGCAAGAACAGUACACUGUUUGGCCGUACUCCUCAUUGCCUUAAUAGCAAAUUUUUCAUAUUUUGAAGUUUCGUUUGCCAGUUUUGCGUUAUUCUUAUGUUUUAUUACCCUUUACCCGAUUCGAUUGCAUAUAAAAAGGUUCAUACUCUCCUCAAUAAAGUAUUUAAUAUAAAUAGAUAAAGGUUAUUUCAUAAUUAAUAUGAUAGCAGUCUAAGAUAGGAUACGAUACAGCCGAAGUAAAUAAAAUGUAAUCGUGUUUCCUUAAAAAUGU